Fusarium oxysporum Fo47 is the source of this 1965-nucleotide messenger RNA. RefSeq lists its product as uncharacterized. The transcript is spliced from 8 exons. Gene Ontology annotation, molecular function: oxidoreductase activity, acting on the CH-OH group of donors, NAD or NADP as acceptor. Bases 1 to 1965 code for a protein of 654 amino acids. The record is from RefSeq and is a predicted model, not a curated record. Lineage: Eukaryota; Fungi; Ascomycota; Sordariomycetes; Hypocreales; Nectriaceae.
AUGUCCGAGCAUCCAACGGCAAUCCCCAAAGGGUCUUGGGUUCUUGUGACAGCCGCCAAUGGUCACACUGGGAGUCACAUUGUCUUCGAGUUGUUGAAGAGAGACUUCAAGGUCCGCGGCACUCUUCGAGACUUAAAAUCAAGCCAGUGGCUACUAGAGGAUGACUUUGUUUCCAAGUACGCCGAACGCGGCCAUAUCGAGCUUGUAGUUGCCGAUACGACCAAACCCCAUGACUUCGACAGAGCCGUACAGGGUGUCGCAGCUGUCAUCCAUGUUGCAGUCAUUGGAGACUUGGUUCCUGACCCCAAUGUUGCUAUUCCAGCCACUAUAGAAUCAGCUUUGUCUGUUUGUCGAGCAGCAGCAAAGGAGCCAUCCGUGAAGCGUUUUGUCUUCACUUCUUCCUUUUGGGCUGCUGCCUUUCCAGUUCCCGGUGUCGGUGACACCAUCACAAACCUUGACACUUGGAACGAUGCUGCGGUUCAAGCUGCUUGGGCCCCUCCUCCAUAUGAAUCGGAUCGAAUUAUGCCGGUGUAUUUUGCAGCUAAGGUUGAGGCAGAAAAAGCUGUCUGGAAGUUUGUCAAAGAUGAGAAGCUCCCCUGGGUAGUCAACUCGGUCAGCCCUUGUGUUAUCCUGGGAGACCUCCGAGAUGAUAAACAUCUACGGUCUGUGCCUCCCCAGCUAAUUGAACAGCUGUAUUUGGGGAAUCUUGAAAAGCUGCAAACCCCUGCUAUGUAUUACAGCCACGUCACCGAUGCUGCGAUUAUCCAUGUCGCCGCUGCAAUCGACCCCGAAGUACAUGGUCGACGCAUCCAAGUUCUCGCAGCAUCAUUUACAUGGAAUGACUGUCUUGAUAUCCUACGAAGCGCUUACCCGAAUCGCAACUUCGUCGAUAACUUUAUUUCUGGUGACCCGAAGUUGAUAUACAACAUUGAGAACGAUAUUGCUCUUGAUCUCCUACAGAAAUGGGCCGGGCGUGGUUGGAUCAGUUUGGAGGCGAGUGUUACAGAAGUGGUGGAUUACUUGAUCAAUACGAAGAGGCUGGGUGAUGAAUUACCGAAAAGCCAACCAAUCACCGAACAACCAAAAUUCCAACCCGGAACACUACAAUUCAUCAACUCUGCUCAUCCAGACGAGAUCACCAAUGCAAAUAGUAUCAGAUUGAUAAGAUCUCACGCUGCAAAGCUUUCUCGUGCUCUCCAGAAGAAAAAACAGCAAGAUGAAGCUCCUCUCGAGGGAGACAACCCUGAAAAUGUUCAAGCUAAGACAGAGUUGCGAUCUGUGGUUCACCCAGCAAUCAAUAAGCAAUACCGAAAGAUCAUACCUAAAACAAAAGUACAUGAACAGACUGGAAAUCACCCACCAAGUCCGAUACAGUUGAUCGGCGGUGCUCGCAGUGCCGCAUACACAGGAUUUGCAAGACCACUUUCAGAUGAUGAGCACUAUCUUUUUGACUUCUAUCUAAAUUAUGUUAUUUCUUACGGAUAUACUGCAUGCUAUGCUCAAGACGACGAGCAAAACUUUAUUCACUUGAUGAGACAUAUUUGGGUACCAAAUGCAAUGUCCAAAGUCAGCCUGAUGAACGCUGUUUUUCACGUGGCGUGCCGGAACUAUGUCACCGUCACAAAUAACAGCCUCUCCAGCAAGUUUGGGGUAAAAAAACUUCAAUAUCGACUAAUGUGCAUCCAAAUGGCUAAAGACGCCAUCGAGUCGGAGACUGUCGCUACUGACACAACUAUCGCAUUGUCAAUGCUUAUGGCCUCUGAAGCAUUCCUUGAAGGAGAUAUGAAUGCAUACUGGAGCCACGGCGCCGGCGUUAUGAAAAUGAUAGGCUCAAUGAUGGCGGUCAGCUCGCGGGAUGAGAGACUGGGAAGAUUUUUGCUUACACAGGAACUCUCUUUGGCAUAUGACCCGGUGGUGCAAAAGUCGAAAGUCAAAAUGGACUCUCGGCGGUUGGUUCUAUUCUAA